AGCAGUAGACUACAGGUGGGCAUAUCGGUUACGUAUCUCUCUCCUAAAAAAUCAUCCCACUUAAAGAAUUUUCACCUGCUCUCGUCGCGUGUUGUUUCAGUCAGUAGCGCUGAAAUACUCAAUCAAUAGUGUAUCAAGUGCAUUAGGGAGUUUCAGUAGAUUUCAGGUGAUGGUGUAAUUAGUGCAAAAUUCAUUGGGUAAUAAUGCAAAUCGUUCAAGAAACGCAUAAAAUGUCAAGGUGAUCGAAUUCCGGUUUAACUAUAAUGAAAAUCAAAAAUUCACAGGCGUGAUGAUGAGAAAUUCUAACGCUCUACCAGUAAUUUUAACGCUGCAUUACUACAGGAACUCUGCUACGUUGAGUGGUCAAGCAAACUUUGCAUAUCGUUAAAUAAAAACAAAAAAGAAUCUUUGUACAUACUUUAAAAAUGCGUUUCUAGCUAACCUUUCACUACUUAUCUAAAUAUAAAUGUAUUACUCAAAACUAGAAAGUAAAAUUGUGUGAAAUGUGAUGUGAUAAAAAUGCACGUUUUUAAAAGAGGAAUGAUUUUCGUGACCUUUUUUGGUUCGUGUUUUGCUAUUGUGUUACUAGUUGCAAGUUUAGGUACAAAACAGUGGGUUAGUGCCCGAGCCAAAAGAACUACAAAUCCUCUCGAAUCCGAUGGAAAAAUACAAUUCGGCCUUUUCGAAGGGAAAAAGGAACUGAACGUUGCGUAUGGAUGGAGAUCUUAUGAAAUUGACGUGAUACAUCUAAUCAAAUAUGAACCGGAAUUUUUGGUGUACGGAUUUUGGAUGGGCACAAUCGUGGCGGUUUGUGCGGGUCUCUUGCUGUCGGCCGUAUGUGGAGUAUUUGCUGCAGUUAACGCCGCGACCACACCAUCGACGUGCUUUGCAGGAACGCGUGGACUGUACGUGUGGAAUACAUUGGCACUUCUAGCCGAUCUUUGUGCGGUUGGUUUAUGGACGGCGCAGUAUUUCCUGUGCAUCCAAUAUAAUGUUAUGUCGAGGGAGGACAAAGACAAUAAUUGGACAUCUGAGGGAAUGGCAGAGUUAGGAUAUUCAUUCUGGUUUGUUGUGGGUGCAGCAACAGCAACAUUUGUGGAUAUUAUUAUAAUUCAUAUAGCCAAUAGUGAAAAUAAAGAGUCAACGCCAGUUUAUCCAGUACUGGAGGAAAAAACAAAUGGAGCCAUUAUGUUGUAUUAACUAUUAGUUAUGACUACCUAAUGAUAUCUAAAUAAGUAAAAAUAACUGUACAUACUAA
This is a messenger RNA of Photinus pyralis (common eastern firefly), 1258 nucleotides long. Its product is annotated as clarin-3. The coding region runs from base 520 to 1200 and encodes 226 amino acids. NCBI's taxonomy places the organism in Eukaryota, Metazoa, Arthropoda, Insecta, Coleoptera, Lampyridae. The record is from RefSeq and is a predicted model, not a curated record. The transcript has 5 exons.